This is a messenger RNA of Perognathus longimembris pacificus (Pacific pocket mouse), 3759 nucleotides long. RefSeq names its product myosin binding protein C1 (gene Mybpc1). Gene Ontology annotation, molecular function: protein binding. The record is from RefSeq and is a predicted model, not a curated record. Lineage: Eukaryota; Metazoa; Chordata; Mammalia; Rodentia; Heteromyidae. Bases 1 to 3579 code for a protein of 1192 amino acids. The transcript is spliced from 29 exons.
AUGUAUCUGUUCAGAAAUGUUCAAAACUGUGUUUGUACUUUCCAUACAGAACCAAAUAAAGAAAAGGAAGCAGGAACUGGGCCAGCAAAAGAAGAAGAGGAAGCCUCCCCGCCUAGCGCACUACCUCCAGGUUUGGGUAGUCGGGCCUUGGAAAGAAAAGAUUCAGAAUGGUCUCUUGGUGAGUCACCUGCUGGAGGAGAAGAGCAGGACAAGCAGAAUGCCAACUCUCAACUGUCCACCCUGUUUGUUGAGAAACCUCAGACAGGAUCAGUGAAAGUUGGAGGAAACAUCACCUUUAUAGCCAAAGUCAAGGCUGAAGAUCUUCUUAGAAAACCCACCAUCAAAUGGUUCAAAGGGAAAUGGAUGGAUCUGGCCAGCAAAGCUGGAAAGCAUCUCCAGUUGAAGGAAACCUUCGAGAGGCAAACUCGGGUAUACACAUUCGAGAUGCAGAUCAUCAAGGCCAAAGAGAACUACGCAGGAAAUUACAGAUGCGAGGUCACCUACAAGGAUAAGUUUGAUAGCUGUUCAUUUGAUCUUGAAGUGCAUGAAUCUACGGGGACGACUCCAAACAUUGACAUCAGAUCUGCCUUCAAGAGAAGUGGAGAAGGUCAAGAGGAUGCAGGAGAACUUGACUUUAGUGGUCUCCUGAAACGUAGGGAGGUGAAGCAACAAGAAGAGGAGCCUGAGAUUGAUGUGUGGGAGCUGCUGAAGAAUGCGAACCCCAAUGAAUAUGAGAAGAUUGCUUUCCAGUAUGGUAUCACAGACCUGCGGGGCAUGCUCAAGAGGCUCAAGCGGAUGCGCAGGGUGGAAAAGAAGAGCGCAGCUUUUGCAAAAAUUCUUGAUCCUGCAUAUCAGAUUGAUAAAGGAGGCAAAGUAAGGUUUGUAGUGGAGCUGGCAGACCCGAAGCUGGAGGUGAAGUGGUUCAAAAAUGGCCAAGAAAUUCGGCCUAGUACAAAAUACAUCUUUGAGCAUAAAGGAAAUGAAAGAAUCAUGUUUAUCAAUAACUGUGCUCUGACAGAUGACUCAGAAUACUAUGUGACAGCUGGUGAUGAGAAAUGUUCUACAGAGCUCUUCGUACGAGAACCUCCAAUUAUGGUGACCAAACAGCUGGAAGACUUGAAUGCUUACUGUGGGGAAAAAGUGGAACUAGAAUGUGAGGUGUCUGAAGAUGAUGCCAAUGUAAAAUGGUUUAAGAAUGGUGAAGAGAUCUUCCCCGGUCCAAAAUCAAGAUACAAAAUUAAAGUUGAGGGCAAAAAACAUAUUUUGAUCAUAGAAGGAGCAACAAAGGCUGACAGUGCAGAAUAUUCUGUGAUGACCACAGGAGGACAAUCAUCUGCUAAACUUAGUGUUGACUUGAGACCGCUAAAGAUUACAACACCGCUGACCGAUCAAACUGUAAAGCUUGGGAAAGAAAUAUGCCUGAAGUGUGAAAUCUCUGAAAACGUACCAGGAAAAUGGACUAAAAAUGGCCUCCCUGUUCAGGAGGGUGAUCGCUUAAAGGUCGUCCACAAAGGAAGAAUCCAUAAAUUAGUCAUAGCCAAUGCACUCAUUGAAGAUGAAGGUGAAUAUGUUUUUACCCCAGAUGCCUACAAUGUUCCUUUAUCUGCCAAAGUUCAUGUCAUUGAUCCUCCUAAGAUCAUUCUCGAUGGCCUUGAUGCUGACAAUACCGUGACAGUGAUUGCAGGAAACAAGCUCCGCCUUGAGAUCCCUGUCACUGGAGAACCACCCCCCAAAGCCAUUUGGAGCCGAGCAGAUAAGGCUAUCAUGGAGGGCAGUGGCCGGAUACGGGCAGAAUCUUAUCCUGACAGCAGCACUUUGGUCAUUGACGUGGCUGAGAGAGAUGACUCUGGUGUUUACAACAUAAAUCUGAAAAAUGAAGCUGGAGAAGCACAUGCAAGCAUCAAGAUUAAAGUCGUAGACAUCCCAGACCCUCCAGUGGCGCCCAAUGUGUCAGAUGUGGGGGAUGACUGGUGCAUUAUGAACUGGGAGCCCCCUGCCUACGAUGGAGGGUCUCCAAUCUUAGGGUACUUUAUUGAGAGGAAAAAGAAACAAAGCUCCAGGUGGAUGAGACUCAACUUUGAUCUCUGCAAAGAAACAACUUUCGAGCCCAAGAAAAUGAUUGAAGGAGUGGCCUAUGAGGUCCGCAUCUUUGCCGUCAACGCCAUUGGCAUCUCCAAGCCCAGCAUGCCCUCCAAACCGUUUGUUCCUCUGGCUGUAACCAGCCCUCCGACUCUUCUGGCUGUCGACUCUGUUACCGACUCAUCUGUGACAAUGAAAUGGAGGCCCCCAGACCAGAUUGGAGCAGCAGGUUUAGAUGGCUAUGUGCUAGAGUAUUGCUUUGAAGGAAGUACAGCAGCAAAGCAGUCUGGUGAAAAUGUGGAGGCUGCAUAUGAGCUACCAGCUGAGGAUUGGAUAGUUGCAAACACAGAUCUGAUUGACAAGACAAAGUUCACCAUCAAUGGUCUGCCCACGGAUGCGAAGAUCUUCGUGCGUGUGAAGGCUAUUAAUGCAGCGGGGGCUAGUGAGCCCAAGUAUUAUUCCCAGCCCAUCCUUGUGAAGGAAAUCAUAGAGCCUCCGAAGAUUCGCAUCCCAAGGCACCUAAAGCAAACCUAUAUCCGCAGAGUUGGAGAAGCGGUGAAUCUGGUUAUACCUUUCCAGGGUAAACCCAGACCAGAAUUAACUUGGAAAAAGGAUGGUGAAGAGAUUGAUAAGAAUCAAAUAAACAUUCGCAAUUCUGAGACUGACACAAUCAUAUUUAUCAGAAAAGCAGAGAGGAGUCACUCUGGGAAAUACGAUCUGCAGGUCAAAGUGGACAAAUAUGUGGAAAACGCAUCCAUCGACAUCCAGAUUGUGGACCGCCCAGGCCCACCCCAGGCUGUGACUAUUGAAGAUGUCUGGGGAGAGAAUGUUGCUCUGACAUGGACACCACCAAAGGAUGAUGGGAAUGCCGCCAUCACUGGGUACACGAUCCAGAAGGCUGACAAGAAGAGCAUGGAAUGGUUUACUGUCAUUGAGCAUUAUCACAGAACCAAUGCCACCAUUACUGAGCUCGUCAUAGGGAAUGAAUAUUACUUCCGGGUCUUUGCAGAAAAUAUGUGUGGCCUCAGUGAGGAUGCGACAAUGACUAAAGAGAGUGCGGUGAUCGCCAAGGAUGGUAAAAUCUACAAAAAUCCAGUGUAUGACGACUUCGAUUUCACAGAGGCACCCAUGUUUACUCAGCCUUUGGUGAACACCUAUGCGAUAGCUGGUUAUAAUGCCACCCUGAACUGCAGUGUGAGAGGAAACCCAAAGCCUAAAAUAACCUGGAUGAAAAACAAAGUGGCUAUUGUGGAUGACCCGAGGUACAGAAUGUUCAGCAACCAGGGAGUCUGUACUCUGGAGAUUCGCAAGCCGAGCCCCUAUGACGGAGGAACUUACUGCUGCAAAGCCGUUAAUGACCUUGGCACGGUGGAGAUUGAAUGCAAACUGGAAGUGAAAGGUGGGCUGUCCUUCUGCAGGCUCCUCUUGCAAGGUGUACCUCCAAACAUAAUUGAUUCAUAUCUGCGAGACUUACAAUCGAGCAAUCCUGAGGAAUACUGAGAGCUAGGCUCUGCCUCUCAAAACUCUGCUGCUUUGCAAUCUGGUUGAAAACAAGAAAGUUGUUUUCUAGUUUCCAACCAGACACUGUGUGGUCAUUUUCUUUCUUCCUAAUGUUAAAGAGAAAAAAGAAUAAUCAUGUUUGCACAGAUUGCCUAAAUAAAAAAUUGCCAACAAAUCUCA